AAAGAGAAUGAUAAUUUUAAUAAUUAAUUGAAAUUUUGGCUUUUUGAAGCUUAUGAAAAAGAGAAGAUGGAGUUCAGAAACUGCAGCUUGGCUGCCACAGCAGGCUUGGUUUGCAAACAGCUGCAGCUGCUGGGUGAAAUUCCCCUGUCAUCUGACCAGCCCAAGCAAUCUGUAUCUUGUUGGAGGAUCUUUUGGACUCCGUGAGUUUGCUCAGAUAAGAUAUGAUGUCCACAAGCUUCAUGGCAAGGUUGAUCCAGCUUUGAAAGAAAAACUAAAACAGAGCACUGUGACACUGGAAUCUGAAUAUGAGAAGCUGGAAAAGUCUGACUUGGAUAACUGGGAGAACAUCAGAGGACCCCGUCUGUGGGAGGAUUCCAGGACUGUUCAGAAGCAACAGCGAGAGGCUAUCCGCCUCAAGACAGAGUGAUUGAACAACUUUGAGUGAUUGCCCUACUUCAGUGCCUCUGGAAAAAAAGAAGUCUCAGGCUGGACUAUAUUAUUUUGUAAUCCAGUGUCAGGAACAGACAUGGGAGGUGGGGGUUGCGCUCAGAAAUUCAUGCUGAUGUAUAUAUAAAUAACUGUGAGAUCAGUCCAAAAGGCAGUGUAUUAUAUGAAGCUCUUUGUUUGCAUCCAUUUGCACAGAGUUCCAUAGGCUGUAUAUAUGAAUUCUGAAUAAAAAAAAAAAAAGCUGAAUAUUCUACUGAGAAUAUCCCAUUGUUUUUCAAUUCCUGUCAUUCAAAACUGAGAUGCUUCAGCAAGGAAUAACAUUUCAGGAGUCACUUGUCAGUACCAGAAGUUGUCAUCUUAAUGAGAACAACAGUGCUGUCAUCUAGAUGUGUGUGACCAGAUAAAUGCUGCUUCAGGGAGCCCUUGAAUGACUUCAGGCUCUUAGUCUUGGAAGAGACUCCAGAGGCAUCUGAGCUGUUCGGAACAGUGAGUCCUUUUUUUUGGCUAAAUAAUAUCCUUGUGUUUCAUUUCCAGGAACUUGACUGUCAUGUACAGUGUGUCAGCUGGUAAUUGGUUAAAUAACAUUUGUUGAGCGGUGGUUAAAUUUUUGUGAUUAGUUUAUUGAUACAUUUGUGCAGGCAGGAGCUUUGCACUGGAACUUCUCAGUUUACAUUGGAAGAAUUCUUCCUCGCUAAGAGCUCUGCUGUUUCUCUGUAAUCAGAUAUUGUAGCAGAAUCUCUAUAUGGUGGCAAAGCUCACCUUGCAUGUAUUAUUCCACGUAUAUUUGUGCAUGUGCACAGAUAUUUUUUUUAUCUUUUAAUGAAUUCUUCUGAAAUGCUUGUCUUUUUACAUUUCUCUUUGAAUGCUAAGUGUUUGCUGUUAGAGGAAACCCGUGCUAACAUUUGGACCCUUCUGCUGAGACAGUUCAAUGAAGAAACAUCUAGGCAGUUUUUUAGAUUAAAUUAAGCUUUUGAUAAGGUAUUACAACAGACCUAUAAAACCCCUCUUCAAGGGAAUGGAGUAGUAGAGCACAGGUUAAGAGUAGAUUCAAAGCAUUCAGUGACAUCUUUGUGUAAAUCUUUCUGGAACAGUCCUUGGAAAAGGUGUGAUUUUAUUCUGUGCAAAAUAUGUCAAAUGCAAUCUGAAUAUCUUUUGGGACAUUUUAUUUAGGGUAGGGUCCUUGUUCUCAUGUGAAGCUUCCUUCAGCCCCUGAUUUUCUUCAGUAUCUCAGGGAUGAAGUCUAGUGUUUCUCUCAGGAAGAAGAAUCAACACUGAUUUUUAGAGAAUUGUAAUGCAAUUCAUAAAGCAUUACAUGAAAUAUCUUAGUCAUUUUCUGUGCAUGUUUUCUUCUGAUAGAGUUGCAAAGACCAUCACAAAGUGUUGCGUGUUAUCUCAAACAAGGUCAGAGCUGUGUAUUUGUGUGUUUCCCUGUUCAAUAUUAUAUAUAACUUUGGUUCUAAAUA
Messenger RNA from Cuculus canorus (common cuckoo), 1910 nucleotides. Its product is annotated as cytochrome c oxidase assembly protein COX16 homolog, mitochondrial. Gene Ontology annotation, biological process: mitochondrial respiratory chain complex IV assembly. Bases 53 to 427 code for a protein of 124 amino acids. Gene Ontology annotation, cellular component: mitochondrial inner membrane. NCBI's taxonomy places the organism in Eukaryota, Metazoa, Chordata, Aves, Cuculiformes, Cuculidae. The record is from RefSeq and is a predicted model, not a curated record. The transcript is spliced from 4 exons.